UAUCAUGCGGCCACCGAGAGAUGCCGGCUGCUUGUAAGCGAAACCAGUUUGCCAUCCGAUACGAUCGAGGCAGGAGCCUUUCGCCUGCCGCUGUUGCUGCUGCUGCUGCUGCUGCUGCUGCCGCUGCCGCUGCUGCUGCUGCUGCUGCCGCCGCCGCCGCCGCCGCCGCCGCUGGUGUACACUCAACCGUUGAAGCAUACACCUGUUCUCGAUCUAGCGUGUGUUGACGAACAACGCUUUUUCCGCACAAGACGAUGCUCGCGAGAAGGAGACAGUGUGUGCACGACAAGUGACUAUCGCGGUGGUGAUUUUGUCGCGGGUACGCAAGUAAUAGUGGUUGUCGUUGUUGAUAAUCAUCCGACAAAAUUCCCGUGAUCCCGGAGGAGAGCAGCCGCCCAGCAAAAGCUCCGCGGCUCGAGCUGGAGCAUGCGAGCUCGCGGUUGCACCAGCCUCAGCAUCACGGCCAUCAACACGGCAACAGCAACAAUAACGUAGCCUUAGCCCUCGAGAGUAGCAGGCAGCCGCAAGUGCAGCUGCCACCAGCGGCGACGGGUCGACUCGCGGAGGAGAUGUCGGCGGUGGCUCCGGCGCCAACCGCGGCGCCGUUGGUCGGCGGCGGUGGCCCCGCUGGGCCGAUCGUGCAUCCGUCGCCGGUGUUCGCGCUACCGACGCUCUCGUUCACCGUCGGCCAAGUGUCGACGGUGUGCGAGACGCUCGAGGAGUCGGGCGACAUCGAGCGUCUGGCGCGCUUCUUGUGGAGCUUGCCCGUCGCGCAUCCCAACAUUCAGGAGCUGAAUCAGAGCGAAGCGGUGUUGCGCGCACGAGCGAUCGUCGCUUUCCAUUCGGGCCAGUAUCGCGAGUUGUACGCCAUUCUGGAGAGGCACAAAUUCACCAAGGACUCGCACGGCAAGCUGCAGGCCAUGUGGCUGGAGGCGCACUACCACGAGGCGGAAAAAUUGAGAGGCAGGCCUCUGGGUCCUGUGGAUAAGUAUCGCGUCAGAAAGAAAUAUCCGCUGCCGCGGACCAUAUGGGAUGGCGAGCAGAAGACACACUGUUUCAAGGAGAGAACCAGAUCGCUACUGAGAGAAUGGUAUCUGCAGGAUCCUUAUCCCAAUCCAGGCAAGAAGAGGGAGCUCGCCGCAGCCACGGGUCUCACGCCCACGCAAGUCGGCAACUGGUUCAAGAAUCGCAGACAACGAGACCGUGCGGCAGCCGCAAAAAACAGGCAGCAACAGCAAUCAAGCAAUGGCAAUGACCGUGUACGUCGAGCGCUCAGUCCAGGACCCGGUACCGACAGCGAUGACUCGGAUAUCUCGUUAGGCAGGACAUCACCACCAUCGCCAAGUUCUUCACCACCCCCUUCGCAUCACCAUCAACCUUCACCAGUACCAAUGGCCAGCUCCAUUGGCCCUAUUCAUACGCCAUCGUUAAAUUUUCGUUUCGAUCCAACGCAAUCGUCGUUUCGAUUUGCCCCAGCGCCAAGCUUUAAAUUCCCUUCGGCUGGAUUUCGCUUUGGGCCUCACAGUCCACAGCACAAUCAUCAUGGAAUACCCGGUGGCAGCAUUUUCAGGCUCACCGAAACUAGCCCCUUCCAGGCUGUCGGACCACGCGGUGAUCUGGGAUCAAGAUUGCCGGAUCCAAUAGGACUGCCGCCACCCCGGUUGUACCCGCACGAAACGCUACUACAUCCACAUCCGCACCCGCCACACCAGCUGCCCGAGGGAAUAUCACGGAUAUCGGACACAUCGCGUCUAUCCGAUGGUGGCAUCUCACGGUUGUCAGACAGUCUGUCGGAAGCAGCGCAUUCGCCGCCAUUAGUCGCGACAAAUCUUUCGGUAACGGGUCCACUGUCCGUAACCGUACCAUCGCCGCAAACACCCUCGUCACAUGGUAGUCCACCAGUAUCACAACCACCACCAUCAGCACCAGCACCGCUGUCGAGUCAAGGAAUCGUCAGGGUUGCCUCGUCGUCACCACACAAUCCAAAGCCACCGCAGAUCCAUCGACCAUUCUCACCUGCGUGAUACGACGAUGCUUAGGUCGGGGUCAUGGUGUAAUUAUAUGGGUAUGAGUGUGUUUCUGCGUGUAUGCGUGUACGUCCCUAGGACGUAGGCAAAGAUUUUCCUUUCUUUCUUUUUUUCCUUCCUCGUUUUCUUUCCGUGUCUACGCUAUUUUUUCUUUUCGUUUUCUAACGUGUGUAUUUUUAACGACGAGUUUCGAGAGACUGAAUGUUACUAUUAUCCGCAUAGUAAAUGAAUCAAUUUUUUCAAAUGUUGAAAUGCAAUGACUAUUGAAUGUUGUUUUAUAAAAGUUAACGAAAUCUUGCGGAAAAUAUCGCUUCUGGAGGUGACUAUACAUAUAUCUCUGUCGUUAAACUUUUCAAGCACGUUAAAGUGAAAACAAUAGUCGUAAUUUAUACGCGAAUCCACGUAUUUUUAAGUGUUUCUGUGCUUGGAAAAUAAUAAACCGACGUUGCGCUCUAUGAUCAUCUAUAUUAUGGUUUGAAGUGGUACAGUCGAAACGACAGUAAUAAUGAACAUAUAAUUUUUUUGUUUUUUCUUCCAAACUUUUAUCAUUAGUUAUUUUGUUUCUAAUUAUUUUCUUUUUUUUUCGGUUAAUUAAAUAUUAUACUGUAAAGAAACUUAUCUUAUUCUUGUUGAACUAAAUUUCUUCUGAAUUACCAAGAGCAACGCAAAUAUUAUUGAAAAUCGUUAAUGUAAUUCUUCAAAUGACAUUAUGCAAUUGAACUGCAAAAUUUUUUGUAGAAGUGAUAUGAAUCCUAGAAAUCCUAGAAAAAAAUCGUGUCGAUGAAAGAUUAACGACACAUAAUAGGAUUUCACGAAUAACGCAAAAGCGAAACCGAAUAAACAUUGGCUGUUAGACGCACACGAAUGGUUCUAUAUAUACAAGUCACCGAGAAAAAACGCCAAUUUGUCAAGUAUAUAUUAUAUAAUAUAUUGACGGAAGUGAAGGUAAAUAUAGUAAAUGCGCGUUGAGCAGAUUUAAAAACAGAAAAUAUUUCACGAGAAGUAAACAAAUAAAUCCUUCUUACGUCCUGAAGUCCAUUUUCUUAGACUAAUCGUAGACGGCUUGCGGACGAUUGCGCAUGGCUUUAUUAUACACAUACACUGUUAUGCACAGUAACAUGGCGUAAAUUGGCGUGUAUCAGUCCUUACGCUAUGUUUCUGUUCACAAUAAUUUGUGUGCAUAUUAAAAGCGUGCACAAUUAUCCGUAAGCUUCGUAGACUUAGUACUCGCUAAUUCGAGUUAUCGAGCCAGUAUUCAGUAUGCGAGAGAUAAAAAGCACGAGAAGCCGUCACUCUGGGAGUGUCGGAUUCGUUGAUGAAAUAUUAUAUACGAAGGGACCGAGUGACGAGUGGCAAGAUGAUUAUAAGCAAAUAAAUAAUGAUAUUUAAAGAUUUGAAAAAUGUGGAUCGCGCACUCCAAUCUCUCUUCCUCCCUUUCUCUUUUGUAGAUAGAGUCGCACUAAAGAAAAAAUAAAUUUUCUUUCUUGUUUAAUCGCUCCUAUAAAUAUGAACAUAUAUAAAUAUAAAUUGAAUAUAAAUAUUAUAAAUAGCUAACUUGUAUGCGUAUGCGCGGAAUGAAUAAUGCAAGAGUUAUACAUAUAUAAAUACGUGAAAGAAUGAGCAUUAUUAUGCAUAAUAUUAUUACAAUAUUAUUAUGUGCGCCUGUACAUA
Messenger RNA from Phymastichus coffea, 3698 nucleotides. RefSeq names its product homeobox protein SIX3 (gene Optix). NCBI's taxonomy places the organism in Eukaryota, Metazoa, Arthropoda, Insecta, Hymenoptera, Eulophidae. Gene Ontology annotation, biological process: regulation of transcription by RNA polymerase II. The coding region runs from base 570 to 2024 and encodes 484 amino acids. The transcript is spliced from 3 exons. Gene Ontology annotation, cellular component: transcription regulator complex; nucleus. Gene Ontology annotation, molecular function: RNA polymerase II cis-regulatory region sequence-specific DNA binding; DNA-binding transcription factor activity, RNA polymerase II-specific. The record is from RefSeq and is a predicted model, not a curated record.